Messenger RNA from Thunnus maccoyii (southern bluefin tuna), 6958 nucleotides. It is a transcript of the gene zdhhc8b, whose product is annotated as zinc finger DHHC-type palmitoyltransferase 8b. Bases 723 to 3023 code for a protein of 766 amino acids. The record is from RefSeq and is a predicted model, not a curated record. Lineage: Eukaryota; Metazoa; Chordata; Actinopteri; Scombriformes; Scombridae. Gene Ontology annotation, biological process: protein palmitoylation. Gene Ontology annotation, molecular function: palmitoyltransferase activity. The transcript has 11 exons.
ACACAAAUGCUCAUUUUUAUCAACUGAAUUUUCAUGUAAAAUUGCGCCGAUUGGUUACAGAAUCAUACCGAAUUUAAGAAUGGGACCACACUUUUUCUAUAAAAGCUAUUACGCCUGGUUUGUCCAUUUGUGUGCCUGUAUAGGAGGACAGCAAGAACAUACUGCAAGAAUCUAGAUGGACUUUGGUGCAGCUGCAUAUCCGAAACAACCUGCAAUGUUUCAAGACAUGAAAACUGUUAGUCUUAUUAAACUUUGAGAGACAUUAUGAUGUUAAUUAAACACAUAACACGUUUAAUUAGGUAAACCUUUUGCGAGAAAGGUAGUUUUUUUAUAUCCGCAGAAUCUCUCAGGUAAAAAAAAAAUAUUGCAGAGUGACUAAAUGCUUUCAGUGAUGACACGCAGAGUAGUCGACGUUAUAGCACCGCUCAUUUUCUUAUGAAGACACUUGCACGGUUGCACGGCACAGAGGCUCCACCUUUUCAAGCGGUUCAGUGACCUCACCAGUGGGCUGGAUUGUAAGGGUGGGAUUUCCAGGCUUUCAGAAAGCUCCAUGUAUUCCUGCCUCUCUCUAUCUUAGGAUCUAUGCGGCUUCAACGGUAGCAAAGACGGACUGGUUGUAUCUUUUAAUAGCCACAGAAAGGCCUAUAUAUUGCACACUGGAUCUUUUUUUCUACAUGCGACUCCAAUCGGAAUAAAUAAUUGAGGAAUGUGGAAAUUACAGAAUGCCCAACAGCGCUGGAAAGAGAUUUAAACCCACCAAAUACAUCCCAGUGUCCACAGCUGCCACACUCCUUGUGGGAUCGACCACUUUAUUUUUCGUUUUCACGUGCCCCUGGUUGACCAAGGUGAUCUCUCCCGCUGUGCCUCUCUACAAUGGCCUGGUCUUCCUCUUUGUCUUGGCCAACUUCAGCAUGGCGACGUUCAUGGACCCUGGUGUUUACCCCAGAGCGGACGAGGACGAGGACAAGGACGAUGAUUUCCGAGCGCCGCUCUACAAGAACGUGGAGAUCAAGGGCAUUCAGGUCCGGAUGAAGUGGUGCGCCACCUGUCACUUCUACAGGCCACCUCGCUGCUCGCACUGCAGCGUCUGCGACAACUGUGUGGAGGACUUUGACCACCACUGUCCUUGGGUGAACAACUGCAUUGGACGGAGAAACUACCGCUACUUCUUCCUCUUCCUGCUUUCGUUGAGCGUCCACAUGGUGGGAGUUUUCACUUUCGGCCUCAUCUUUGUUCUCCACCACAGAGAGAGACUGGGAGCGCUGCACACCACUGUCACUCUGGUGGUGAUGUGUAUAGCUGGGCUUUUCUUUAUUCCCGUCAUGGGUCUUACAGGUUUCCAUAUGGUGCUUGUGGCUCGAGGUCGAACAACCAAUGAACAGGUGACGGGGAAGUUUCGUGGAGGAGUAAAUCCCUUCACUAAGGGUUGCUGUGGCAACGUGGAGUAUGUCUUAUGUAGUCCCCUGGCGCCUAGGUACAUGUUGGACCCCAGGAAAAAGCCCCACGUUAAAAUUCAGCCCCCGUUCAUCAGACCAGACCUCUCAGACAGACAAAUUACCAUCAAAAUUAGCGACAACGGCAUCCAUAGCACCAUCAUCAGCUCCAAGUCUAAAGGAAGCCUGGACUGCCUGGAUGAAAAAGAAACCCAGCCUCCACUGCCGCCCAAAGCUGACAGGUACAAUCAGCUGAAAAGCCAGUUGACCUCCAGCGAAGAAAGUUCUCUGUCUGGUAAGACCCACCCUUCCACUCCAGCCAUGUACAAAUUCAGGCCGUCCUUUGGCACCAUGCCGAAAGUCCACUACCACACUACUGGAGAGAAGAUUGUUAUGCCAGACGACCGGAAGACCUCGGCAAUCAUGGAAGAGGGUGUGCGUGGUCAUGACUACCGAUCUGAGCCAAACUUGGACCUGCCUGAGUACACCAAUGCUCCCAUCCACCGCACCUUCAAGUCCUCCCCCCUCCAGCUGGACUCUGAUCUCAACUCCCGCUCACUCAGCCUGAAGCAGGCUCACCGUCGGCCGGAGAAGGGGCAGCUCCCGGCCCUGCAGCCCCAGACAGUCACCUCCACCCCUUACAAAAGCGUCUUCUCUCCCAACACACUCUCCAACCGUAAUGGAAGUCUGUCCUAUGACAGCCUGCUUAACCCCAGCAUCUCCCCAGCCACUGCCAGUGAGUGCAUGGCCCACCGUGGUAUGCCCACCAUGGGGUUCCACUCGCCCUAUCUGCCCACCAAAAUGUGCCACAUCCGGGAACCUGAAAUGCAGAGGCAGCAGGUUGCCCCCCCCUACAGCCCAGUGAUGCCACCCAGGGGAGUGGGCAGGCAAUCCCCUCACUCACGGGACAGGGACCCAUCCCCGGUGCGCUACGACAACCUCUCUCAGACCAUCAUGGCUUCCAUCCAGGAGCGAAAGGAGAUGGAACAGAGGGAGAAGCGGCAGAUGCUGCAUGGGCGCUCCCAGACCCAUAUCUACGCUCAGGACUCUGGCAUGUUUGAAGGCUCAGGGGGCUAUGGCCUACCCCCAAAUCCUUGCCACCCAGAUGGGCCUCGCGGCCCCGGUUCCAGAGGACCAACACCCCCGGCCUAUGGAGGCUCCAGAGACAACCUGAUGGGGGUUGGGCUGGUGAGCUAUGGCCAGCGAACCCCUGUGUUGCGCCAUGCUGGCUCUACUCUGGGCCGAGCCCCUAGGACUUCAUCCACCUCCCUACACACAGAUCACAGUAGCUCCAACAGCAGCCAGGGCAGGGCCACUGGCCCUGAAGGCCUUUAUCGCUCUCCAGCCCACCAGCCUCACUCCCCUGCUAUUCCCCGAUCCCCCUCCUACUCCCACCAGAAACUCUCAUACAUCAGUGCCCUUGAGAGGACAGACUCGCCUCGUCUGGGGGGCCCAAGAGAGGCCAUGAAAGUUAAUGGGCAGAUGGACUGCCACCCGAGUGCCCAGGGUGCCACCCUCAGCCCCAGUCGCCACAGUAACGUCAAAAAGGUGACAGGCGUAGGAGGCACCACCUAUGAGAUAUCAGUGUGAGCAGGGACACGGCAUCCUCCUGCAACGACAACGACCACCCUGCUGCAAAGAGAUUCUCCCCUCUCUGUUAUUUUUGUUAAGUCUAGAUAACGGCAAGUCAGGGGCACAUAGCACUCUGUUUUGGAGUCACUGUCCAAUCACAGGAUCUGUCUGCUCUUGUGUGGGCCUGUCUAGCCAAAUGCCCAAGUGUGUUUGUAACCAAGGGGUUGGUUGUCAGUUGAUACCACUGUAAGCUGUAUGUGUGAGGCGUGUCUUGUUAACAUUUUGUGGCUCAUCAUCUUGGUCAUAAGAGUGGACCGUCCAACAGAUUGUCAAUGUUAUUACUGUUGCCUCUCAACUGUGGUCGUGAAGCAUACGUUGUUCCAAAUGUCACACACUAACUUUGCUCCAGCGAGCGCUAAAGGCUGGACAAAACACUGCAGAUGAAUUAAACACCGACAUCCUCACUAUGGACUUCUGUGAGAAGACUAAUCCUUUACCAAGUCAAUUGAUCUCAAGGAGUCAAGGUGCUUCACAUUAACCUGUACUGUUCAUGUCAUCUCUAGCGUAUGUGAUGGAGUUGUGCAGCUUUGAGGGAUAAGUGCAGGUAAUGAGGAAGUGAGAUGAGAAGCUGGGAAAGGGGAAAUCGAGAGGAAAAGUCAUCAUAUCAUGUCUGGUGGUUGCAUUCCUAAUUCACUGAGAAAUGCUUGCAAUUAAUGAAAAGUAAAAUAAACUCUCAUUUCAUCUUUGUCAAAAAAAGUUUUCUCAGGAAUGAAAGCAACCAGCAGAGGUGCUAGUUGAUAGUAAUUCUUACAAUAAUGUCUCCUUCUUUAUCUCAGUCGAGUGCAGAUUUUUAAGGCUGGAUAUAGCUCACUCCCCUUUACUCCCUUCAGGAAGGUGCAGUACAUCAUCACAGGCUUCUCUUUACUUUGGUGAAGUUCAGUGAUUUCAACACCACCCAUGAUACAAGUGCUGGGCAGAUAGAUUUACAUUCUGAAAGAUCAGAAUACCUCAUCCCAAUGGUUUUUUUUCUUUAGAGUUCAGAACGAGUCCAGCCUUGCACAACCAAAACUUUUCUUUAAUUUUUUUGUCUAAAAAAGGUUUAGUAUGUAAAUUAUGUUGGAGUCUCUUUGUGUUAUAAUCAUAGGAAUGGGAAGGGUGUAGAGAAACAAGCCAUUAUCCAUGUAGUAAAAUGGAGAUAACUGGUCACUCAUUCAUUAUUUUGUAGUUUUUUAAUGGUUUUGUUUCCUUUUUAUAUACCCAACCUUUCAAAAGCUAUGUUUGAUGCAUCUUUUUUUAUACAGAUACUUAAGCCUGGAAUGGAUGUUUUACUUUGAGUGGAGUUUUUUUUUGUUUUUGAUAAAUUAUAAAUUCAGUAAGUGAAUGAGAUCAUGAAUAAUGGGUAAAACCAUAAGUAAAUAUAGCUUGUUCUACCUUGCAGUGUAAAAAUUGUAUAAUGAAAUGUAAUAUGUGAUGAUGAGGAAGUAAAAUAUUAAAGGCUCAAUCCUUGAUUGAUGAACAGUCACUUGGUCCACAUUGGAUUGUCAACUACAUGUCUGUGGUCUGUGCUUCUGCUAUGACAUGAUGGUUUGGGCAGAAAGUGUGCUGUUCACAAGUCAAGGACUGGGCUUUCAAUAAAAACUGCCUUGAGAUUUCAGUGCCAAAAGUGGCCACAUACCCCUUCAAAAACAAUGACAUCAUGAAGACUGAAAAUGUUCCAUAAAUCAACUUGCAGCAGCUGUCUGGUACAGCAAAGUAUUACACACAAACUUUUUUUGGUUUUGCUCUUAAUUGGAAAAAGAGUCUCAUCGUAACAUUAAUUGCUUUUAACCAUAAAAAAAAUAAUGUGAUAAUAUCUAAGUGGGAGGUUUUUAUUUAUGUUUAAACAUGACAAAACAUGCCAGAAUUCACACAGAAGUUAAGUUGUUGAUUUGGUCCGGCUACAUUUGCAUUAAGAAUAAACCAUUGUUGCCUUUUGAGAGGAAAAUUUAUGUUUCACACACAAUGAAAUGUGGCUAGUUGAAAAGCUAUUACAAUAAGGGACAAUGAAAUACCUGGAAUGACAGCAUUACACAGCAAAAUCUGUCAGGACUGACUCAGACUGGGUUGAGUUUUUACAACAGACCGUUCUGGAAGAAAGGCCAAUGUACAACAUAAUAGCAUAACUUUCAAAGUUUUUUUUCUUUUUUUUUUUUUUUAAAGGAAGUCUAUGAUUUGGUUAACUUCCCAUUUCUGAUACAUUCAUAGAUUUUCUCCAGAUAUCAGACUGUCAAAGGCAGGUUGCUGCGGUGGAGUCUUGCUUACUGGCGGGGUUGCUAUGGAAACUCAGUGUUAUAGUUACAACCUUCAGCUAGGAUGGUCUCCCUUAUAAGGUCUCACCCAGCUGCCUUACCAUGAACACAGUAAUGUGAAGUAACACAGGAUGAUCAAUUUCUGUCAUCUGUGUCUCUGAAUUGUUUGAAUGGUUUCUUCUGUAAUAAGGCUUUGGUAUACAGGGCUACUUUUCUUUUGGCAAAUAUGAUCAUCAAAGUUUCAAGGAAUAUCUGACUGAAACAUCUUGAACACAGGCUGUCAAGAUGUUGAGCAUUGCCUGAAAAUAACCCUGUCUAUCAUAACAUUCAGAUCCCACCCCCUCCCCCAGUUUGACCACAUAUCAAAACACUAUCGAUGUCAUUCCUCUUUAAGAUGACUGCCAUUAGUCCAAUGUUCUUUGAUUGGGAUGGACAUCACUGCAGGUCAGGGACCAUUCCUGACAGUCAGCAAUGAACCUGCUCAAUCAGCCACAAGCUGAUUUUGUUUUCUGAAACUCAAAUAUAAAGUUCAAUAUGUAUUAAAAUAUAGAAUAUACUAUAAAUGUACAUGCGUUCCUAUUUUUGUGAAGAGGAAAUAUUUCCCAAUGACCUGAGCAGAGUAAAUAAAAGUUUCCAACUCUUUGAGCGAAUGAGAUUGAUUCUUGUUAAUAAAAAAGGUAGCAUGAGGAACACCUGCACAUCAAUAUAAAGACCAUUCAUUCAGGCCACACAUAUACAAAAAAUUUAAGUCAAAAUGCAAAUCAAAACUUGCGCAGAAUUGUUUGCAUUCAACCAGUCAAUCUUACUGCAUCUCCUAUUACUUAGAAAUGCACAUUUGAUCAUUAGCUAUCCCAGGAAACAAGUGAUUUUUAUAUGAAUGCAAACAUGGUCUUUGACAGCGUUUUAUUCGAAGGUGGAGGAAACAUUUCAAAUCAUUUGAGUGCAAAUGAGAAGUAACAUUUCAUCCAUGUACAUGUAUUUACAGAUGCACUGGCACUUAGAUGCACUUUAGAGGCAAGGUUAAGAACUCAAUUAGUGGAAAGAAAAGGAGAGGGUGGUGAGCACACAGAUCAGAUAGGGCACACUCUGUUACAUAUACUCUACAUGCUGGAAGUCUGGGAAUGUUAUGAUCUAAAGAAUACAAACUUGAUUUCCUGGUGAGGAAGUUAAGUCAGAGCGUAGCUGCACCAAACUCUGAUGAACCGUUGACUUUGGACUUAAUAUUUUCAGAUAUUUAAAACGAGGAAAAAAAAAAAAAAGAAAUGCUUAGCUAAGUGCAUCUGAUCCCCUGUCCGGCAGCUAUCAGUGAACACUGCAAUCUGCAGCAUGCAUCUGAUGCCCCUCAACUGUCUGGAGUGGGUUCCUCUUCUAAGCAGUUCCCAACAGAACUGAAGAAAGAAGGAACCUAGAAUGAACUAUUUCUACAAGGCAUCCACUGAGAAGUCUUCGCCUUACUUGCUUGUUUCUAACAGUGGAAGCAUGGACAGUGGACAGGGUAAGAAGGCCCACUGAGAUGCAUCGUGGGAUUAUAUAUUUUGAAUGCACCUCCAUAAUGCCUGGUCCCUGACCCUGUGCUGCUAACAAGCAGGCUACAUUAUCCUCUCCCCCUACAAACAAACUCUGCUUCAGAAUAACAAAACAAAAAAAAAAACCCCAAUGUGGGAA